This is a messenger RNA of Camarhynchus parvulus, 366 nucleotides long. Its product is annotated as procyclic form-specific polypeptide B1-alpha-like. NCBI's taxonomy places the organism in Eukaryota, Metazoa, Chordata, Aves, Passeriformes, Thraupidae. The record is from RefSeq and is a predicted model, not a curated record. Bases 1 to 366 code for a protein of 121 amino acids. The transcript has a single exon.
AUGCAGCAUUUGACUGCAGAGCCAGGAACAGGCCCUGGUGCAGAGGCAGGAACAGACCCAGACCCUGGUGCAGGCCCAGGAACUGACCCAGACCCUGGUGCAGGCCCAGGAACUGACCCAGACCCUGGUGCAGGCCCAGAAACAGACCCUGACCCUGGUGCAGAGCCAGGAACAGACCCUGACCCUGGUGCAGGCCCAGAAACAGACCCUGACCCUGGUGCAGAGCCAGGAACAGACCCUGACCCUGGUGCAGAGCCAGGCUUUCACCUGAGCUCACAGAGGGCAGGACCCCAGGGCACAGCUGUGCCUGGCUCCAGUGACUCCAUCAGGUUCAUGUGCCUGGCCAUGGAGCACUGCUCCCUGUGA